Molecule: messenger RNA, 839 nt
Organism: Tarenaya hassleriana
Lineage: Eukaryota; Viridiplantae; Streptophyta; Magnoliopsida; Brassicales; Cleomaceae
Product: 21 kDa protein
Exons: 2
Coding region: 57-668 (203 amino acids)
Biological process (GO): negative regulation of catalytic activity
Molecular function (GO): enzyme inhibitor activity
Source: RefSeq, a predicted model, not a curated record
CUUUUUCCCACACUCUAAACAUACACUCUCUCGCAGUGGAUACAGAGCACGCAACAAUGGCUUCACCAAAGACUCUCUUCUUCGCCGCCAUUCUCGUCGUCUUCGUCUCCUGGGUGGCGCGUGGGCGUAACGCACCGAGAGACAUCGUACGCGCCACGUGCGUCCACGCGAGCUACCCGAACCUCUGCCUCCGCACGCUCUCCGCCUACACCGGCCCGGCGAUCACAACGCCGCGCGACCUCGCCCACGCCGCCGUCAAGAUCAGCCUCUCCCACGCGAGAAGCGCCGCCGCAAAACUCGCGUCGGUGAAGGCUUCCGCGGGUGCGAGGCGGCGGGAGAGGGCGGCGCUGGUGGACUGCGUGGAGCAGAUCGGAGACUCGGUAGAGGAGCUGAGCCGCACGCUCAGUGCGCUGAAGCGCCUUCGGCAGAGCUCCGGCGGAGGAGCUGCGGCGGAGUUCCGGUGGGAGUUGAGCAAUGCGGAGACGUGGGUGAGCGCGGCGUUGACGAACGAGGACACGUGUCUCGAUGGCUUCGAAGGGAUCGACGGCGAGAUCAAGACGGAGGUGAAGAAGAAGAUCACCAAGGUGGCUAGGGUUACGAGCAACGCGCUUUACAUGAUCAACCGCCUUGACGAUACACGUGGCAAGCCUCACACCGUCGAUCCUUGAUCUUACUGUUCGGUUUGUAAUGUACGGUCGUGAUUGUGUGUUAGUUUUGGUUAUUCGUUUUCUUUGGUGUAUUUAUCUUGCUUUCGUAUAUCUAUAUUUAUUUGACGGGAAAAAAAGAUAUGAAUGCCUCAUGACGGUGCACGUGAAAUGUAUAAUAUUCAAUUUAUAAUA